This is a messenger RNA of Tachyglossus aculeatus (Australian echidna), 3481 nucleotides long. It is a transcript of the gene API5, whose product is annotated as apoptosis inhibitor 5. The coding region runs from base 1 to 1575 and encodes 524 amino acids. The transcript is spliced from 14 exons. Gene Ontology annotation, biological process: negative regulation of apoptotic process. Gene Ontology annotation, molecular function: RNA binding. NCBI's taxonomy places the organism in Eukaryota, Metazoa, Chordata, Mammalia, Monotremata, Tachyglossidae. Gene Ontology annotation, cellular component: nucleus. The record is from RefSeq and is a predicted model, not a curated record.
AUGCCCACGGUGGAGGAGCUGUACCGCAACUACGGCAUCUUGGCCGACGCCACCGAGCAAGUCGGGCAGCAUAAAGAUGCCUAUCAAGUAAUCUUGGAUGGUGUGAAAGGAGGUGCCAAGGAAAAAAGAUUAGCGGCACAGUUUAUUCCAAAAUUCUUCAAGCAUUUCCCAGAGUUGGCAGAUUCUGCAAUCAAUGCACAACUCGAUCUCUGUGAAGAUGAAGAUGUGUCUAUCCGACGCCAGGCAAUUAAAGAGCUGCCCCAGUUUGCCACCGGAGAUAACCUUCCCCGAGUAGCCGACAUAUUGACCCAGCUUUUGCAGACAGAUGACUCUGCAGAAUUUAACUUGGUGAAUAAUGCCUUACUCAGUAUAUUUAAGAUGGAUGCUAAAGGAACUCUGGGAGGCUUGUUCAGCCAGAUCCUUCAGGGAGAGGAUAUUGUUAGAGAACGAGCAAUUAAGUUCCUCUCGACAAAACUUAAGACUCUACCGGAGGAAGUGCUAACAAAGGAAAUAGAAGAGCUCAUAUUAACUGAGUCCAAAAAGGUCCUUGAAGAUGUGACUGGCGAAGAGUUCGUGCUAUUCAUGAAAAUAUUGUCUGGGUUAAAGAGUUUGCAGACCGUGAGCGGACGGCAACAGCUAGUAGAACUGGUGGCGGAACAAGCCGAUCUGGAACAGACUUUCAAUCCAGCUGAUCCGGAUUGCGUGGACAGACUCUUACAGUGCACCCGUCAGGCGGUACCGCUCUUCUCGAAAAAUGUUCAUUCUACAAGGUUUGUGACUUACUUCUGCGAGCAUGUGCUCCCCAACCUUAGUUCCCUGACUACACCAGUUGAGGGCCUGGAUAUUCAGUUAGAGGUAUUGAAAUUGCUGGCAGAGAUGAGCUCGUUUUGUGGAGACAUGGAAAAAUUAGAAACGAACUUAAAGAAACUGUUUGAUAAACUGCUGGAGUACAUGCCACUUCCCCCGGAAGAAGCCGAGAAUGGGGAGAACGCUGGCAAUGAAGAACCGAAGCUGCAGUUCAGCUAUGUGGAGUGUCUGCUCUAUAGCUUCCACCAGCUGGGUCGGAAGCUUCCAGAUUUCUUAACAGCCAAGCUGAACGCAGAAAAAAUCAAAGACUUCAAAAUCAGGCUCCAGUACUUUGCCCGAGGCUUACAAGUUUAUAUCAGGCAGCUUCGAUUGGCUCUCCAGGGGAAGACAGGUGAAGCCUUGAAGACAGAAGAGAACAAAAUUAAAGUUGUUGCUUUGAAAAUAACGAAUAACAUCAAUGUCUUAAUCAAGGAUCUCUUCCACAUUCCUCCUUCUUACAAGAGCACAGUUACACUGUCCUGGAAACCUGUACAGAAGGCUGAAUCAGGGCAAAAGAGAGCCAGUGAAGAUACAUCUUCAGGUUCACCACCCAAGAAAGCUCCAGCCGGACCAAAAAGGGAUGCCCGUCAGAUAUAUAAUCCUCCCAGUGGGAAAUACAGCAGCAAUUUGGGCAACUUUAAUUAUGAGCAGAGAGGGGGCUUCCGGGGAAGUAGAGGUGGCCGAGGAUGGGGAGGAAGAGGAAAUCGUAGUCGAGGAAGACUGUACUGAAGCAGGCAUUACCUUCUCCAGUGCCGUCACCAGCUUAAACACUGUUAACCUACCACUCGUCGACUUGCCUGGAAUAUCCCUUCAAAGGACUGCUGUCUUCAGCUAAAGACUUACAUGUUCUUUAUACCUUUGUAUGUAUGAUCUACUUUUCUAAUGAACUACAGACGUGUCCAUGGUAAAACCACAGCUGUAUUUUUGGAUGCCUUGUCAGCAAUCUUGAGUUAUUUUUGCAGUGUCUUCGAGAUUUAUUCACAUUGGAAAUGGCAGUGAAAAUGUUUUAUCCGAAACACCUUGACAGUUUGUUAGCCCGUGGGCGAUACACCUGUAAAACUUGUAAUGGGAUUAGAGUUUCUCUUUUAUAGCUGAUGGAAAUGGUGGAUUAGGAAGGCCCAAGUCAGUGGUGAGAUGACUGGUUUUCCUCUCCUCCUCGUCUAGUCCUCUCACCCAAUAUGUGGAGAAGAGUCAAACUGAAUGUUAACAUUAUAUUUCCUUUUUUUUUUUUUAAAGUAAGCUGCUGGCCAUUGAAUUGCGGGACUCGCGACAUCUGUGUCAUGAGAGCAGAAUAUUUACCAGCUUCGUAAAUGCAACAUUUGAUUUAGUGACAAGUGGAAAUGUCUUUACUUUCUCUCAUAGGAGAAAGUAAAUUGCUUCUGCACUGCUUACAUAACUCUUCUCCAUGUGUUGUAACGCAGAUGUUCAAUAUGGGGUUUUAAUGUUCGGUAUGAAAAUGUGCGCACAUAUAUGCUGUGAAACGUGAUGCUACAAAUCAAAUAAAAAUGAUAGAAGUACUUGAGGAGUGGGUAGUCUGUGAUGCAGUGAUUGUCUGCCGAGGUGAGCUGUUGGACCAUUUCCUCAACCGUGAGAAUUUCAGAGUCAGUUUGCACUUGAAACAUUAUUUAAAGAUGAAAAUGCAGAAAGACUGCCUUUGAAAAGGUGUAUUUGGAGAGAGGUGGAAACAUCCAGCUAGGUAUAGAAUUUGAAUUUCAAAUAAAUUACUGCACACUUUUUUUUUUUUAACCAGGAGCUACCCAGCAAAAAUAGGACGAAGAAGAAUGGAUAUAGACGUAGAGUACUCUCUGUUCUGCCACUUUUGAGACAAUGAUUUCUCAGGUUUUUCUUCGAAAUUAAACAUUGUAAAGACCAUCCAACAGGCAGUGGAGCAUGUUUUACGUGGCGGUGAUAAAAGUAGGUUUGAGGAGGGGUUUUUUUUUUUUAACAUGUAGGCAUUUUGUAAUAGCAUAGUCUUCCCCACCCACCCGAGAUUCUUGUUUAAUAGAGUUUGGUCCCCAAAACAAAUGCCUGAGUGACAUUUCUGAAUAGCUCCAUGUGUUCGGGAGGAAUAGCUUGUAGUCCAUUGCAGGUGUCUUCAUUAACAUGCUCUAAUAGUUAUUACCGCAGUUGGGGAAAUUCAGUCUCUGUUGCUACAGCUAGUGCACAUUAUCUCAAGCAAAAAUAUUUUUUUCAAAGACUAGAGAAACCAGAAUAGAGCAAAGGCCUGAACUCCGAGUGCUGGCAAUAACUUUCCAACAUUCCUAAUGCAUUUUAAUUAAAUCUAAGCUUUCAUGGAAUCGAAUCAAAUACAGGAAAUCACUGAACUUUUUAUUUUAAACUAACUUGGAUUUUAAAAAUCAACAGUUGGCAAAAAAAAAAUUUGAUUAAAGGAACUAUGAGGCAAUAUAUCAGGUUUGUAAUUUUUGUUCUAAUUUCAGUGACUCACAAAAGUAUGAAUCGUGUUGGGUUGACUGUCUUCCAAUGCAACUGUGCACAUUUCAGGGCUAUUUUGUUUUGAGAAUACAAAUAAUUUCAUAUUCAGAGGCUUUUUUUUUUGGAAGACACCUGUUUCUUGCCUUUGUUCAACUGUAAAUGUUCCCUUAUGCUUUUGAAAUAAAUUCGUUUUGUAAUUUUG